Messenger RNA from Armigeres subalbatus, 4587 nucleotides. It is a transcript of the gene Nox, whose product is annotated as NADPH oxidase 5. Bases 341 to 4402 code for a protein of 1353 amino acids. The transcript is spliced from 16 exons. Lineage: Eukaryota; Metazoa; Arthropoda; Insecta; Diptera; Culicidae. The record is from RefSeq and is a predicted model, not a curated record. Gene Ontology annotation, cellular component: plasma membrane; NADPH oxidase complex. Gene Ontology annotation, biological process: defense response; superoxide anion generation. Gene Ontology annotation, molecular function: calcium ion binding; superoxide-generating NAD(P)H oxidase activity.
UGCUUGCGUUACGAGCCUCUAAAAUUGUGUGCCUUCUCGUGAUCAUUUUCUGUGCGUUCGUUCUUAAACGGUUUUUGUGCAUUGCAUAAAAAGCCCUCACGUGGCUUCUAAGCUCUUGGAUUAAAUUGUAGAUUUUGUGGUAAAUUUCGGAUUCUGAAGAUUCAUAAGUGAAAAAUAAUACUAAAAUAAAAUUAGCGUUCAAAAACAGGGAUUGGUCCUUGCGAAUUUAUCCUGAAAAUUGAAGGUUAGCAAAUUUUACAAUAAACGUGACCCAGUGAAAAAAUCAUGCGAUAAUUCUGCAAUUAUUAGAACUAGUAAUUGCAGUAAUCCGCGACCCAUUAUGGAAAACCCCUCGACCAGCUCGGAUAUCCCGAAGCGACACAGUCUGACUGUGUCCAACGAAAGCGAAAGUGCAACGGUUAAACUGUCCGAUUCCCGUACUCCUUCGCCGCAGCUUCCACAUAAGGGGCCGAAGAAAGUUUCCUUCUCGGAUGAGCUGCCACAGGAGUCCUCGACCUCCUCAGAAACCUCUGCACCUGACUCGACCUUGACCCAGAAAAGUGAAAGUGUGAAACAAGUCCACGGUGACGUGAACCCGUUUGUGUUUGUGCUUCAGAAAAAUGAUUCUUAUUUGAAUAACCUUCAUCAGAUGGAUCCUACGCCCUCUGCCGUACCGUUAACCAAUUCGGACGUAUUUCCAAAUCAACGCCGGGCCUCGGCCAAUGGUUCAGGUGAAAGUGAAACCGUGGUUGACCUUGAACCUAAGCCAUCGGCAUCGAUCUUGAAGCCCAGUGACCCAAUUCCGGAGCCACCAGCAACUAAGCCGUCUUUUGAUCCUAUUUCCGCCGGGUUGGUAAAUGAUCUGAAAACCCAACGCGAUCUAGUGAAAGCAUCUGUGACCCCGGCUGGAAAGAAGAAAAACUUGGCUGACAGUGACAAAAUUGAGAAAAGUGUUCAGGGAGACAUGCCGCCGCCGAUUGUCAGUGCCAUGGAACUGGAAGUGAAGCGCGACAAGCGCCGUUGGCUGUUGAUUUCGGAGCUGAGUGCGAUAUUCGGCGAGGAGAAGCACACCGUCGACGGAUUCAAGCGGAUCUUCCGAGAACAGACCUUUCUUCAAAACCUGUUUCGACUGUUCGAUAUGGAUAAUGAAAAUUGCUUAGCACAGGACAAGUGGAUCGAACAUAUAAAAGGACGAUUAACUGAUGAGAAACAGAUGGACUUCGCUGAACAAAUGGAAUCAGUGGCUUACGUGCUCUGCGGAGAGGGAACAGUUUCCUAUGAAAAAUUUUGUCAAAUAUGGCACGCCAAAGGAAUCUUGGAUAAACUCUACCGCCUAAUUGACGUUGACUCCACCAACCUGCUGUCGACCAAUCAAAUUAUGGAAUUCAUCUCCAAUCUCACAAACUCACGGCCCCGAACAGGAUUCGACAAAACGUCCCUGGAACGGCUGGAGCAGCUUUUCGUCAAAACGGUCGGCAACGAAAAGGAAAUUCGACGAGAGGAGUUCAAGAAAAUUGUCACAUCUAAAAAUCCCUUCUUCACUGAGCGUGUCUUCCAGAUCUUCGAUAAAGAUAACUCCGGUUCCAUCUCUCUGCAGGAGUUUAUCGAUGCCAUUCAUCAGUUCGCGGGACAGUCUCCAGAGGAUAAAAUUAAAUUUUUAUUCAAAGUAUAUGAUUUGGAUGGUGACGGUCUGAUACAGCACCUGGAGCUGCAGCAUGUGAUGCGCGCCUGCAUGGAGGAGAACGGGAUGAGAUUCUCCGAAGAUCAGAUCGAGGACCUGACGAUGGCAAUGUUCGAAGAUGCGGACAAGUUCAACCGAGGGGCCAUCACCUACGAGGCGCUCAAAAAUCAACUGGAAAAGCACGGUGGCUUGCUGGAGAACUUGAGCAUCAGCAUCGACCGGUGGCUCGUUCCGCUUCCGCAGGAGGACUCCGCCAGGAAAAAGCACAAGAAGAAACCGCUGCCCCACCAGCUGACGGCGCCGUACAUUAAGAAUAAUUACGUCUUCCUUUCGUUUCUGUCCGUCUUCAUCCUGGUCAACGUGGGCCUGUUCGUAUCGCGUGCGAUCCAGUACCGCAAGAGCAACGGAUUUGUCAUCCUGGCGCGAGCUUGCGGUCAAUGUCUCAACUUCAACUGUGCCUUCAUCCUGGUGCUGAUGCUGCGGCAAAGUAUCACGUAUCUCCGCAAUAGAGGUUUUACUGCCAUUUUCCCACUGGAUCAGCAUAUCUAUCUGCACAAACUGACCGGCAUGCUGGUGGCCGCCUACAGUCUCCUGCACACCAUUAUGCAUCUGUUCAAUUUCACAACGAUCGUCGUCAACGAUCCGGUGAUCAACGCGAAGAACUUCACCACCGCCGAGUGGCUGUUCACGGCCCGGCCCGGUCUAUUCGGGCUUGUUGGGGGUUGCGCCAAUCCAACCGGAAUCGCGCUGUUCUUCAUCUUGCUGGUGAUGUUCAUCUGCUCGCAGCCGUUCGUUCGACGUGGAGGCAGCUUCGAAGUUUUCUAUUGGACCCAUCUGUUGUACGUGCCAUUUUGGAUUCUGGUUAUCUUCCACGGACCCAACUUCUGGAAGUGGUUUAUUUUUCCCGGAUUCAUUUACGUGGUUGAGCGAACUGUUAGAUUAGUUUGGAUGCGAACAGAGCAUGGAAAGACGUAUAUCUCGUCCGGGUUGCUGCUACCCUCCAAGGUCACUCAUCUGGUCAUCAAACGGCCAUUUCAUUUCUGCUUCCGGCCUGGCGAUUAUGUGUUCGUAAACAUCCCAGCUAUUGCCAAGUACGAGUGGCACCCGUUCACGUUGAGUAGCGCACCAGAACAGGAAGACUACAUCUGGUUGCACAUCCGAGGUGUUGGCGAAUGGACCAACCGGUUGCACAGCUUCUUUGAACGGGAACAGGAGCGCCUACACAGUGGAGAAAUUCCGGCCGUCAUAGCCGGUUCUUCCAAAACGGCAAGUUCAUCACCCAGUAGCGAGUUAGUGCAAGAGAAACCGAAGGAAGUUCCACUCAAAUUCUCUCCAGUAAAAGCAAAAGGUGCCACUGUCGAAUCCCCCUUAGCGAAAACCACGGAUAAUACGUUCGACAAACCUUUGGUCAACAAACGGAUGCCACCGGGUACGUCCAAGCUGGCAAUGGAAAGCUACACGGCACCGCCACCGAACGCACCUCCGAAGUUCGACCGGCAACUGUCUGAGAACCGUGCCAUAAAAAAAAUCCAAGCUACACUGCAGAGGACAUUCUCCAGGAAGGACCAAUUCCGCGGUUCUGGCGUCUCUAACGAAGCGUUCACCGGUGACGACGGAUUGGAGGAGCCCAAACGUAAGGUUACCCCAGAGCAUAACCUGCAUAAGCUGCUGUUCCAACAGAAGGUCCCAUUGGAGAAGUCGCUAUCUAUGCCCGACAUGCAGAACAAAGUCAAGAAACGGGAGCGGAUGAUGGUCUUGCGUGAAUACAUGCGAUCCGAGUCGGAAAGAUCCUUCGACGAGGUCCAAAUCCGUAAGGCGCGCCUCCAAUCGUUAGGACUUGCCUAUCUGAGUCCACAAAAUAAAUCGCUAGCCCAAAGCUUCCGUUACAUGCGCAACAAACCCACCAUCAUAGCCUUCAAGACUCCAAGUCUGGAGAACUGCGAGCCACGUGACUCCACCAACUCGAUGGUCGUCUCGCCCGGAGUGUUCACCCAAAAGGAAGCGGAAGAGGGCAAGAUUGUCCGACGCAACGCAGCCGAUAAACCGGGAGCUACCGACGAGGACAAGCUGCAACGACCAGUCAAUUAUCCCGUCGGGAAACCUUUGGAGAUCUACAUCGACGGCCCUUACGGGGCCCCGUCGAGCCACAUCUUCCAGGCACAGCACGCCAUUCUCAUAGCCACCGGCAUCGGUGUAACUCCUUUCGCAUCCAUUCUGCAGUCCAUCAUGCAUCGGUACUGGAAAGCUCGACACUGCUGCCCACGGUGCAAUUUCCAGUGGACCAGCGAGAUUCCCCCAACCAUUAUGAACCUCCGGAAGGUGGACUUCUUCUGGAUCAACCGAGAUCAACGAUCGUUCGAGUGGUUCGUGAAUUUGCUGUCGCAGCUGGAAAUCGAACAGGCCGAGCUGGGAGGCGCCAUGGAACGAUUCCUCGAGAUGCACAUGUAUAUCACCAGUGCCCUACAGAAAACCGACAUGAAGGCCGUUGGGUUGCAGUUGGCGCUUGAUUUGCUGCAUCAGAAAGAAAAACGUGAUCUCAUUACGGGAUUGAAGACACGCACCAACGCUGGCCGCCCGAACUGGGACAAGGUGUUCAAACAGAUCCAGGAUCAGAAGAAGGGCAAAGUGACCGUAUUCUAUUGUGGCCCACCGCAGCUGGCGAAAACCUUGCGCUACAAGUGCGACCAGUUCGGUUUCCAGUUCCGGAAGGAAGUCUUCUAGUUUUGUGCAUGUUAAAAUGAACUUGGAAUUUAGCGUUUUUCAAUUGUUAUUUAAUUUUGUUUUAUAUUCUUGUAAAUUAUUGCCCUAUGUAUUCGUUAAUCUAACAAUUGUCAUUUGUAAUAAACCCAUUUAAUUUAUUGAUGAAUUCGUUCUUUCAUGCAAAUAAAUCAACUUGAAGCCUUUGA